AUGUGUCCGUAUCGCAACAUAAGGUAUUGGAUAGGUGAUUAUCGAAGAGUACCUCCAAUAGCAAAAGAGGAGAAGUUUAAUCAAGCCCAUGCUCAAUUGAGGAAUGUGAUUGAGAGAGCAAUCGGGAUAUUGAAAGUAAGAUUUCCCGUCUUAAUUAAAAUGCCUUCUUACUCAUUUGAGACUCAAAGAGAUAUCGUAAUUGCUUGCAUGUCAAUACAUAACUUUCUACGUCGUAAUGCAUUAGAUGAAUGGCUAUUUAAAGAAUAUGAGAAUGAGACAUUUGAUAUGAAUGAGACACAGGUGGAAGUCGAAGUGGAAGAGGAAACGGAAGAAAAUGCACCUCGUCUGUUUGGACGACAAGAGCAGAUAUAUAUGAACAACUUACGUGAUGAGAUAGCUAGCCUCCUUUAA
Papaver somniferum (opium poppy) is the source of this 411-nucleotide messenger RNA. RefSeq lists its product as uncharacterized. Lineage: Eukaryota; Viridiplantae; Streptophyta; Magnoliopsida; Ranunculales; Papaveraceae. Bases 1 to 411 code for a protein of 136 amino acids. The record is from RefSeq and is a predicted model, not a curated record. The transcript has a single exon.